AUGCCUCAAGCGGACAGGGAGUGGGAAAUGAGGGUCCUACAAAGCGAGCGUCCUUUGGAAGCAGGCGUGGUAUAUCCUAAGAGGUUAUCGUGGUCCGACGGCCACACAGGCCCGAGUCUGGGCGUCGUUAGAGCGAAACAGGGCAGCCUGAAUUGCGAAAUACGCAUGGACGCUGCGCGCGAGUUCACGCACAGGCCAACCCACGGUCUUCGUGAACGGGCUCCUCAAACCAAUGUUGAACGCACCAACGAUCUAGUCGCCUUGGAUUGGUUGUGUCGAAAGAGGCCGCGCUUCAAGAACAAGAGCCGUGAAAGUUUCUUCAAUGAAGUGAGCGACAGAGCGACCGUCAAUGCCCUCAUGUUGAUUGAACUUGAUGAGCAGGAUGAUCCCAUAGUGCCCCCAGCAUAUGUUGACACAAUGUAUCUUUCUUAUGGAAACUACAUUCUCAAGCACAUCCUUGCAAAUUUCACCGAUGAAGAACUGAGGAAGUUCACUUCGACCAAGCUUCAACUACUUCAACCCAAGGAGUUCAAAGUUCAAUGGCAGUUUGGAUCUCGUGCCACAGUAUCAGGGGCCAUUAGGUUUACUUGGGAGCAGAUUGGUUUAGAACUUGGGGCCAAACUCAAUCUUGGAGUGGGUUUCCUACAUAUCCUUCGUUCCAUACGCUCCUUCGACAAAGCUCUGGACGACAUAUCUCAGCUACAAAGGAAGUUCAAAUUGAAGGCAGCAUGGAUAGAUUGGGUAGCGCAGCAGCAAGCCACCACAUCUUGGUCCCGAUCGUCGAAUAGGGCCCCUGACAUGGCAGACGAGUUCUACAUGGGUGUUUGGAUCAAUGGCGAAUAUGAGGACGACAUUGACUCGUUCUUGGCGCACCAUAUCCCUUGCUUCAUAUCCCAUAAGCUGAGGGGAGACGAGUUAGACCGCCUGUUCGAUGCGGGGUACGGGCGGAGAGACACUACGUUCGUUCAGGGCACCCCCAUCGAAAAAUUGAGUCACCCCCACAAUCGAGUCGAAGCAUUCCUACGUAAGCAGCAGGUGAUAAUCACGGAAUCCGACAACGAUGACAAUAUAGCAACCGAAGAACCCUCUGACCCGCCGGAAUCCCUAGCUGCUUCAUUCUCGCUGAUCCACAGAGAAUGGUCGAGAGGGGGUCCGGCUCCUAUCGCGUAUAUCGCAAGCCCUCCGGCAGGCCAAACUGUUCAGCCAGCCUCAACCUCGACUUCCUCCCCUUUCUCGGACCUCGACUUUUCCAACUGUGGGGCCGAACCUCUUGACAUGGUGGAGAUCGAUCCAUGUCGAGUAGCUUGGAUCCGUCCCCCCCCCGUUAUGCGUCCCAUAGGAGGGAAAUGGGCAAAGUGGGCAGAGAAAAACGUGGACGGAGAAUUAUUCGUGGCCAAAGUGGGAAAGUCUUAUAGAGACUUUGAUGGAGUAUCCUAUUUCGACCGCUCGUGUAACCGUGAGGUCAUCUUGCUGAGCGCUGCGCAAAUACUCCCCGGGGCUGUCUCAAAGCCUGAAGUCUUUGGACUCCCCUGUCCUAGAUAUUUGCAUUUCGUCGAAACCCCCCAGAACAAAGCGCCGCGCCCCGCCAAGGCUUCCGCCUGGCUGUACCUGACCAAAGACCCGAUCCCCACAGAUGUAGGGCUACGAGCGGGGCACCCAGCAGCGGAAGAUCUACCGCUCAAGGACGAAUUCAGAGCGGGACCUUCGAAUCGACCACCGUCACCGCCACCUAGUCCAGGCAAUCCCCCAGGCAAUCCACUCCCUCCACUGCCAUUGAUGACCGAUCCUUUCAAUUCACCAGAACCCAUGGGCGUUCCUGACAGUGAGCGCCCCAUCUCUCCAGUGGACUCCCUGAUGGGAGCUCCACCGGAGGUGGACUGGGAACUGGAUUCGGACGAACCUAUGGGACCUCAGAUUCCGGCUAGGUCCCUCGAGGAUUUCGAGAUGGAAGCUGUGGAUUUGGGAGAUGUUCCCUCGCCCUCUCGAAGUCCAGCAUCACAGUCGCCGAUUCAACCGUUCAGUGAGACGUUGGCUAGUCCGCCGCGUCCCAUGGCAACCCCGAUACCCCUCCGCCACCAGCCUAUUAUGAGUCCUCCAGCUCCCCCCUCUGCUCCUGAGCCCUCGCGUCAGAGCCCUCCUCGUCGUAGUAGUCGUAAACAUGCUCGCCAGCGUUCCCCCUCCCCUCCUCCGAGACGGAGAGGCGAUAGCUAUCGCCCGAGACCUCCCUCAUAUUCGAGAGGAAUCGACCGUUCCAACCCGUGGUCGACCACUGCCGCUACAAAUAUGUGGCCUGUCCCUAGCGAUCUUCAGAACCCUUGGGCUCAAACGUCGGGAACCAAUGCGUGGUCAGCUCCCAACACCUUCUCUGCAGGGCCGACUCCUCCUCCCUGGGGGGCAUCUCCAGGAUACAUGCCCUGGGGUACCAACCCAACGACCAUGGCUCCUUGGUCGGUCCACUACCCAGGGUACUAUCCCUCAGAGCAUGUUCAUAUGCCAAGCUGGCCACCUUACGGAUUCCCACCAGUGCCGGCUCACAGCUGUCCUUCAUGCCACAACUGCGCCUCAUGCGGUCGCCCCUCUGUACAAGCUAGUGACGAGAAUCUUCGCGAGCCCCCUCCUGACACGGUUGCGCCAUCGUUGCUGGGUCGCUUACGUUCACCAUCGGGUGGGGGUCCCUCUCAAGCCCCCUCCAUCACGCCGCCGAUACCAUCCCUCUCUUUGGCACAACGUUUGCGGAACCCUGCCACCUUAGCCGAUCGUUUACAACCGCCUACUUCAUUGACUCAGCGAAUACAACCGCCCUCUGAUUUCGUCCAAGGGUCCUCCUCCCAACCUCUACAGAGCUCUUUACCCUUUUUACCAGCCGUGGCACCCACUGGCCGCGCACGCCGUAGUCGCAGAGCAGGCCGAGCACAAAAGGAGGAAGACGAUAGGCGAGCAAAAGAAGGCAAACCACCAUCAGGCAAAGGGAAACGGAGGGAUCGGAGGUAA
Messenger RNA from Laccaria bicolor S238N-H82, 2991 nucleotides. RefSeq lists its product as uncharacterized. Bases 1 to 2991 code for a protein of 996 amino acids. The record is from RefSeq and is a predicted model, not a curated record. NCBI's taxonomy places the organism in Eukaryota, Fungi, Basidiomycota, Agaricomycetes, Agaricales, Hydnangiaceae. The transcript is spliced from 7 exons.